Messenger RNA from Babjeviella inositovora NRRL Y-12698, 370 nucleotides. RefSeq lists its product as uncharacterized. NCBI's taxonomy places the organism in Eukaryota, Fungi, Ascomycota, Pichiomycetes, Serinales. The record is from RefSeq and is a predicted model, not a curated record. The coding region runs from base 165 to 335 and encodes 56 amino acids. The transcript has a single exon.
CCCUUUUGUCGGCAUAUUUGGUAUUUACAGUUGUUGUUGUUGUUUUUCUAUUUAAUUCUACCGAAAGCCUCUUUUUGCCUAAAAUCACCCAGGCUGUGUCUCGACCAGUAACAAACCUGCCUACCAAUGCAUAGGGCAUGCGCGUUCAAUCAUUAUUAAAAUUAAUGGAUGAGCCGAUACUACCACUCGCAAGACUAAAUAUAAGUCUCUGCUGUAAAUUAAAAGGCUUUCACUGCGAAUUACCUCCAGACUGCGGAUACUUGCAAAAAGAACGGAAGGGCGGGGUGAGUCAAACCUACACCAUCCAGUCAAUUACUGAAGCUGAGAGUUCAUAAAAAGGGUUUGCACAAGUAAUUACAACGGUAAAAUU